Pocillopora meandrina is the source of this 2597-nucleotide messenger RNA. Lineage: Eukaryota; Metazoa; Cnidaria; Anthozoa; Scleractinia; Pocilloporidae. The record is from the annotation of a GenBank genome assembly.
AUUCCAGGACACACCUCGUGUGGUAAAAGAUUUUCUGACACAACGAGCCUAUUUCGUCGCAUUGUGGGAGGUACUCAGAGUGCACAGGGCGCAUGGCCAUGGCAAGUUGCUCUGCUCUUCAAUCAGACACAGUUCUGUGGAGGCUCCCUUAUCUCUCCUCACUGGGUUGUAUCGGCUACCCAUUGUUUCCACGGUAAGUAAACUCUUGCACAUAAGGAGCGGUUAAUUUCCAGAAUGGCUCAAGUUUCAUAUUUUUUCCGAUUGGAUGGUCUAAAGACAAACAGUAAAACAAGAGACAAUUUUUCUCAUGGUACAAUUUCCAAUUAAAAGUCUAAAAUAAUCCGUCACCGCAUUGGUUUUGCUAUACUUUGCUAUGUGAUUGGUCCAGAAAACCUCGCGCUGUUCUCUCAGCCAAUCAGCUGCCAAACUAAAACCAAUCGCAACCUGGUGACUCGUUUUUUCCCGCGCUUUAUACAGUUUGCUCGUUUUUACUUUUCGUUCUCGUUGGCUCUUUGGGUUAUUUUCCUUUCCUCUCAUUGGCCGUUGUGAUUGCUUUGGUUUUACGACACUCAAUCGAAGAGCGUUCUAAAAGCCAUUUCGGAAUUUACAUUCUUGGAGACACCGAAAACUUACAAAUUCAUAUUUUCUUAGAAGUCUUAAGCCAUGAAAAUAAAUUUAUCAACAAUGUAAACUUUUUGGUAUAAAAAAGCUCUCGAAAGGAGGACUUGAAAGUACUUUUUUUGCGAAAAGGUGAUUAUAUCUUGUAUUCAUCAGAAGAAGUCAGAGUUACAGGGCGCACACACAGGAUUAUGUGAAUCUUCUGUUGUCAGAAGCGCUCAGUUUCUUCUCAUUCCAAGCUGCGAUGUCUAGACUACGAAUAGGACCCCAUUUUAGGCGAAAUCCGUCACGCAAGUAAAAAAAAUUCAGUUAAAAAGAAGCAAUGUUAGCACGCCGCGCGGAACAACGGAAGUGAGGCUUUUCUUGCGCCUCACUUCAGAGUUCCGUACUGCGCGCUAACACCAUAUUUUUUUCACUUACUUUCUUUCUUAACUCGUGCGAGGAAUUUUGCCGAAAAGCAGGGGACUGCUCAUGGUGUUUGUGAUGUCGUGCCUGUAUUUGUUUUACCAUUUUUCCGAUUUUAUUUUCUUAAACUUGUUUCCAUUAGAUUCUUAUACAUCUACAAAGCCAUCAGACUGGAAAGCGGUCCUCGGCGAACAUCAUUUGGUUGACAAAGAAGUAUUUGAGCAGAGCAGAGAAAUCGAAUCAAUUUACCUUCAUCCAAAGUACAAGUCAAUGUUCCUUGAAGGGAUUUACGAUACACCUCCUGAUUAUGAUGUGGGUAAGUCACAUGACACUUAAGACUCUCAUACACUGUUAACAACCGGAAUUAAGGAACCGGUCAUUAUUUAUCCGGGGAAGGAAUCAGAGAAUUUUGGUUGUACUAUAGUAAAAUUUAGCUGAUCCCCCCUAAGACUCUGUUGUAUUCUAAUAACUCUGAUGACCCCCACGCCCUUAAUUGACAGUCAAUUUUCGAUAUUAAUCUCUUUAUUCUCUGUUAGGGAUGACUGUUUUUCCCUUUGUUCCCUCUGGAAACUAUGCGAUCCCCCCAAAGUCUUCCGCGGCACCCCCCGGAGUACAUAUCACUCCCUUUCUACUUUUCAACAAUUAUCUGUUUUCAAGGGCGCUUAAAGGACCACAGGUGGCGCAAAACGUUUCUGAUGAUGACAUGUCAGGUUGAAACAUAUAUCUUCAUAUAGUGCUCUGUUAGUGACUGACUGAUUCCCUCCUCCCUUCUUACGAACACCGUGUGAUCCCCCUAAUAAUGAAUGGUCCUUCAGUUUUCUUUUUCUGUUCUUGCAUGUAUUUGAAUGUAUUUUCUGUAUUAUUUCCUUAUAUCUGUAUUAUUUUCAGUACGAUUAAGUUAAGUUGAAAAUUAACCCACCUCGAUUACCAUCUGCAAUCUGCAGGACAAAGAAAUAUUCUGGAUGAUAAACAUGAGAAAAUAAAUAAAGUAUGUAAGAGUGUAAUGGUCUCCUCGUUCGGAAUUAUGCUUAUGGAUUUUUUUGUUAUAUUCAAAAUCAACAACAAAAACAGCUAAGUUGUUUUUCUUUUAUAACUGUUGUUCGUUUAUUUUUAUAUGGACAGCCCUACUUCGUCUAUCAGAGCCUGCAAUCUAUGAUCAGUACGUUUCUCCAAUUUGUCUUCUUCGCCCAUCGAUGAAAUUCCCUUGGGGAAAGGAAUGCUAUGUGACUGGUUGGGGCCACACCCAAUGGAACAGCGCCCAACCUGAUAUUCUGCGCGAAGCCAAGGUUCGCCUGGUUCCACCGCAAAUUUGCAAUAGUGUCAAAUCUUACAACGGAACCGUCCAUAACAGGGCUCUAUGCGCUGGAUUCGAGAAAGGAGGCGUCGAUGCUUGUCAAUACGACAGUGGAGGUCCUCUGGCUUGCAAGCAUCGCGGGCGCUUUUAUCUCACAGGGAUAGUUUCCUGGGGGCACGAAUGUGCGCGACCGCACAAAUAUGGUGUGUACGCUAAUAUGUUCAAAGUCACUAAGUGGGUAGAGGAAGUGAUGGGUACAUAUGGCUUCGUAGAGAUCUAG